AUGACGAAGCAUUUCUCGAAUUUGCGACAAAUCCAGAAACAAGUCGUCGAGGCACAAAAACGCACCCGAGACCCCGAGAUCCUCCCAUCCCUCGAGCGGCCGAGGAAGCGUCCACGGACUCAAGAUACUCUCCAGACGAAGCCUCACAAGCAAGCUGAGAAACAAAAGCGACCUCGAGAACACGAAGCUUCAUCCUCCCACGCUUCGCUUGAGACUCCCGCAAAACGAGUACGAACAUCUACAAUUCCAGGUCAGAAGACAAUUGGCGAAGCUCGGAUUGAGUUUUGGAAAGAGAACGGAACCUGGCCAACAGAGGAACAAGAGAAAACAAUGGAUAGAUUUCAAGACAUUGUCCAGCAUGCGCUCGCAAGGAAGAGAUCGAAAUCUUCUCUACGCCGCAAGCGUUCGGAUGCCAGCAUAAGCGCGGAAACAGUUCAGACGCGAACACCAAGCGAUCAACAGCCGCGAGAACAAAAGAGUGCUCCAUACAGACAUCCGCGAUACGAAGGUCAACUCCAGGAGCGCGGUAGCUUUAUGGACGACCAUGAUAAAGGGAUUACCGCUCAGAGCGAAAAGCUUUUAGCAAAGCUUCUAAAAACGCCUCGAAAGCCACCUGAAAAUACCCUUUUCUCAGACGAUACUUUGUUCAAGAAGAUUUGCAAGAGCCUCAGGGGCGAGAAUGAGACUAAGGUGAUCCUCCGUAUUGCGGAUCUUAUUUUCCCCUCAGCUGAGAUACUGGCGGAUCGCGGAGCGAAACACCUGGAAAUUCUCAGAGAGACUACUAACGCAGGCUGGAUCAACGCUAUUCCUUUUUACGGACCUCGUCCGCAACCAGACUUUGGCCUUGGAUUUAAAAGAGAAGCAUUCACCCGGGAACAGCUCCAAAAGUUGCAACCUUUUAUUAGCAAUAAACUCGAAGAUUGUUCCUAUAUUGCGGCCACGUACAAUAUGUACCUUCCAUUUUUUACUAGCGAAGUGAAGUGCGGAGCAUCUGCGCUUGACGUGGCUGAUCGCCAAAAUCUUCAUAGUCAAACUGUUUCGUUGCGCAACCUAAUAGAACUAUUCCGCCUUGUCGGUCGACUGAACGAGCUUGACCGGGAAAUCAACGGCUAUUCAAUCUCUCACAGCAAUGAGUACGUAAGAAUCUGGGCCCAUUAUGCUGUUAUUAAGGGAGAAGAUUUCACUUUCCAUCGACAUUCAAUUGCCAAGUUUGAUAUUUCACCAACGGCGGAGGGCGACCAAAGGUGGAAAGCGUGGACUUUUGUCAUGAAUGUCCUUGACUUUUGGGUCCCUGAUCAUUUUCAGAGAAUCUGCUCCGCCAUCGACAUGUUACCGGCCGAUUUGAAUUUCGAGGUUUCUAAUCUAUCCGAAACCCAACGUUCAGAUCUGAAACUGGCUUCCUCACGCUCCGGCCUAUCCCAGCAAAUUGAAGUUUAUAGCCUGGCCGAUGAAGGAGUGACGUCAGUCAACCAGUCCAGCAAUCAACCAAUCACCCCCGACACGACGAUGGCUGGGUCCAGUAACUCCAAGAAGAAUAAGACGAAGUAA
Molecule: messenger RNA, 1548 nt
Organism: Plenodomus lingam JN3
Lineage: Eukaryota; Fungi; Ascomycota; Dothideomycetes; Pleosporales; Leptosphaeriaceae
Source: RefSeq, a predicted model, not a curated record